Panicum hallii is the source of this 822-nucleotide messenger RNA. Its product is annotated as lignin-forming anionic peroxidase-like. The record is from RefSeq and is a predicted model, not a curated record. Gene Ontology annotation, molecular function: heme binding; peroxidase activity. Gene Ontology annotation, biological process: response to oxidative stress. Lineage: Eukaryota; Viridiplantae; Streptophyta; Magnoliopsida; Poales; Poaceae. The transcript has a single exon. The coding region runs from base 1 to 822 and encodes 273 amino acids.
AUGGCGCGUGCACACGCGUAUAGUAGAAGCGCGGGAGCCGGUACACGCACGAAGGCAGCCGGUGAAGCGGCUGUAGUCUCGGUCCUCCUCGACGACGCCACGCCCUUCGUCAAGAGCGAGAAGGACGCCGAGCCCAACGACUCGCUUUGCGGCUUCGACAUCAUCGACGAGAUCAAGUCCCACCUCGAGCACUCCUGCCCGGCCACCGUCUCCUGCGCCGACAUCCUCGCUCUGGCCUCCCGGGACGCCGUCGCCCUGCUCGAGGGACCGACGUGGAACGUGCAGCUCGGCCACAAGGACUCGCGCGGCGCCGACAGGGAUACCACCGAGAAUGACCUCCCCAGCCCGCACGAGAACGUGACCAGCCUCAUCAUCAAGUUCGCGGAGUACAGCCUCGAGGCCCGCGACAUGACCGCGCUCUCGGGCACGCACACCAUCGACACGGCGCGGUGCCUCCACUACAAGGACCGCGUCUACGGAAACGACGGGGAGGGCAGCGCUGACAUUGACCCCUCGUUCACGGAGCUUCGCCGGCGGACGUGCCAGGCCGGUGACGAUGCGACGCCAUUCGACGAGCAGACGCCGAUGAGGUUCGACAACGCCUACUACAAGGACCUGGUUGUGCGGCGCGGCCUCCUCACCUCCGACCAGGCGCUCUACGGCUGCGGUGGGCCGCUGGACCAUCUGCUGGAGAUGUACAGCAAGGAUUCCGAGGCGUUCGCCAAGGACUUCGCUAGGGCUGUGGUGAAGAUGGGGGGCAUACCCCCUCCACCAGGGAUGCCCGUGGAAGUGAGGCUCAAGUGCUCGAUGGUGUACUAUUGA